AUGGUUGCAAAUAUGAUAAAAUUAGUUGGUAUGAUUGUAUCAUUAGAGAAAUUUAUGUACGAAAGAUUAAAAGAUAGAAUAGUAGAAAGUAAAGUUAAUGGCAAUGCCCAACCUUGGUUAGAUUCUAAAUAUCCUCUUGAUAAAAGAAGUGAAGUGGAAGAACUAGAUCUUAGCAGUUUAGGAUUACAAGGAGAAUUAAACUUAGAAGGAUUUACUAAUUUAAAGAGUUUAGAUUGUAGUGAUAAUGAACUAACUGAUUUGGAUUUGUAUGAGUGUAAGAAAUUGGAAUAUUUGGAUUGUUCAAAUAAUUAUCAAAAUGAAGAGGGAAUUGAUUUUUUAGAUGUUAGUGCAUGUAAGGAAUUAAAAGAAUUACAUGCUAAUCAUUGUAGUUUAAAUUUGACUAAUAAUAAAAAAUUAAAGCACAUUUACUGCUAUGAAAAUCAGAUUGAAGAACUAGAAGUAAAGCAUUUAACAGAAUUAGAGAACUCAUUUUGUUAUCAUAACAAUUUGAGAAAAUUGGAUUGCAGUGGACUAAAAAACUUAAAAGAUUUAUAUUGUGCUAAUGCUUCCAUUGAUUUUGACAAUUUACUAAAAACAUUGAAUGUUGAUGGUUGUGAAGCACUAGAGAAUUUGGAUUGUGCAGAAAAUAAUGGUCUGAAUGAAUUAAAUCUUAUUAAUUUACCUAAACUCAGUUUUGUUUCUAUUAAAGAAUAUGGUCUUAAUCAACUUGAAAUCAAAAAUUGUCCUAGUUUGGAGCUGAAAGCAAAACAAGAAGAAAAGGAUUUUAACAAUUUAGCCAGUGUUAAAGAAAAAAUUAGAACUCUUUGUUUUAUUCAACAAGGCUAUACUGGUAAAGUAGUAAUAGAGAACUUUCCUGAUUUAACUCAGUUGAAUUUAGGUAAUAAUGAAUUAGAAGAGAUCAUUAUUCACAAUUGCCCUGAUUUAAAAUUAGUUCAAGUAGCUCACAAUAAACUUACUAAGUUAAAGAUAGAGAACUGUCCAAAUGUUCAAGAAAACUAUACUCAUAAUAACCAAUUAACUAAGCUGAAAGCAAAACAAGAAGAAAAGGAUUUUAACAAUUUAGCCAGUGUUAAAGAAAAAAUUAGAACUCUUUGUUUUAUUCAACAAGGCUAUACUGGUAAAGUAGUAAUAGAGAACUUUCCUGAUUUAACUCAGUUGAAUUUAGGUAAUAAUGAAUUAGAAGAGAUCAUUAUUCACAAUUGCCCUGAUUUAAAAUUAGUUCAAGUAGCUCACAAUAAACUUACUAAGUUAAAGAUAGAGAACUGUCCAAAUGUUCAAGAAAACUAUACUCAUAAUAACCAAUUAACUAAAAAUGAAGUGGAAAAACUAGAUCUUAGCAGUUUAGGAUUACAAGGAGAAUUAAACUUGGAAGGAUUUACUAAUUUAAAGAGUUUAGAUUGUAGUGAUAAUGAACUAACCAAUUUGGAUAAGUGUGAGAAAUUGGAAUAUUUAGAUUAUUUCACUGGUCUAAGUAAUUUACAUACUUUAAUGAUAACAUCUAAUGAACUAGAAGAAGUUGAUUUAAGUGACUUAACUAGUUUAAAAAGUUUAAAUUGUGGUUUGAAUAAUAUAGAUGCUUUAGAUUUAAGUAAUAACUUAGAAAUAGAAAUUGGUUGUGAAAAUUUGGUAACACUAGAUUAUGCUGAGAACAGUUUAACAGAAUUAGAUAUUAGCAACUUAAAAAACUUAGAUGUUGGAAUAGAUAAAAAAGAAGUUCCAGAGUUUGAACAAUUCUUACAAGAAAAAAGAGAUAAACCAAUCAAAGAAAUCUUGGCUAAUCCCAAUAAUUACUCUCUUGAAGAUAUUCUCAAAUUAGAAGAGAAAGAGUUAAAAGAAAAGUUAGUUGAACUAGCAACUAAAAAACAUGAAGAAAUAAGAUUACAAAAAGAAAGGGAGUUCAUGGAUAAAUUAAGAAAGAGAAAAAGAUAG
This is a messenger RNA of Entrophospora sp. SA101, 1950 nucleotides long. NCBI's taxonomy places the organism in Eukaryota, Fungi, Glomeromycota, Glomeromycetes, Entrophosporales, Entrophosporaceae. The record is from the annotation of a GenBank genome assembly.